CAUGCAUCUCCCUGCCGCUCCUCCACCUUUUUUCUUAUCCUAACCCUACUGCUACCCUUCUACUUCUUCUUCCCGCAUCCCCGCUGCUCUUCUUGUUAUGCCCCUGCUGCUCCUCCUUCUCCUCUCUCCAAGCCCCGCUGCUGCUCCCUUCGCGUACCUUGCUGCUCCCUGCCUCUUCUCUGAACCUUUUGCUGCUGCUCCUUCCCCCACGAACCUGCUGCUGCUCCUUUCUCAAUGCUCCUGCUGCUUCUUCUCUCCCACACCUCUUGCUUUUGCUCUUCUCUGAACCAAAACUGUUGUUUCUUUCUCUUACCCCGCUGUUGUUCUCUCCCUCUACUAAUCUUGAUGCAGAUUGUCUCCAACUUGCCUCCCUGCUGAUCUUCUCCAUCACCUACACCAUCUACAGCUACAAGCCUAAAGAUUGAUCGGGAAUUAAUCUCUGAAUCUCUCUCUUCUCUUGCUACUGUACUCUGAAUUUUUGUACUGUUCUACUAAGUUGUUUGUUCAGUUUCAAAUCUGUCAUAUGUGAAUUGUUCUGGGGCAUGUGACUCCCUAUUCUUGUAUGAGUUAAUUAGUUAAAUUGGUCACUUGAGUACUACACUUGUUGCGUAGUCGAGUUGGUUCAGUUUUAGUUACUGUGUUGCUCAAGUACCUGUGAUAUAUGAAUAUGUGCGUUUGAGUGUGAUGUGAAACAAUUGUAUUAUGUCCAUAAUCUUCUUUCUUCCCUGUGUCUUGUACGUACUAGUUAUAUAUACGUAUGUGUGUUCUAGUCUUGUUAAUUCUCUUUGUUCAGAAUGUCUGCCUAUGUAGUUUCUAAUUUCUCAAGCUUAAGAAAAUACCAAAAAGACGACUAGUAAAAUCUGAAUUUCUCCUUGUUGUUUACGCUUUCUUUGUCCUCAAACCUGUCUAGUUUAGGUUAUUAUUUUCUUGCAAUCCUCUCUUAAAAUUCUGUCACCUAGCUUCAGCUGAGCAUCGUUGCCGUUGCCUAGUCCCUGAGAAGAACACGACAUCCCCAUUUUGGGCAUGAAAAACCUACUGUACUUACCAUCGAUCAUUUUUGCGCCGUUGCCGGGGACUAGCUUCGAGCGAUUGUGUUAGGCUAUAGACUAGGUUUUUCUUAUUUUUCUAGUUUUUGCCAUAUAUUUGUGAUAUAUCUCUAACCACUAACCCCUGUUCUAGCUAGUAUCUCUUUGUUUUCUUUUCCUUUUGCAGGUUAGAGCUAUCUACUCGGUUAUGACAUAUUAUUCAGAUUAUCUCGGAGAUGCAAGGAACACUACAAACAGCACGGAAACUAUUCAAGAACUGAUAAGUAAGAUUUCCCAUCGAUUAUAUGAUUUAGCUCGGCAGCGAGAAGUAGUUUUUGAGGAUAGGCCUAGCUCUUAUGAUCCUUAUUCUAGAGGACAUCUUUAUUUUGCUCCUACAUGCCAUAUUUGUGGAUUUUAGGGCCAUUCACCCGCUGAAUGUCAGCGUGGUUACUCUCACUUCCCAAUUGUUAUGGCAUGAGCUUCGCCCCACAGCCUAGCUCAUACCAAAACAAUUACUCAUAUGGGUGGCCUGAGAACCAGAAUAUGUCAUAUAGGAGCAACAACCCUGAGAUCUCACCGUUUGCUUCUAGUAAUCAUAUGCAGGGAUUUAGGUACAAUGGGGAGAGCCACAACUAUGCUCCACAACAGAUUUAUUCAGCUCCUACUCAUAUACCUCAAGACCAGGAGAUGUUGCCAAUGGAGUUAAAUGGUCCUCCAUUUGGUCAACCAACAACUCCAGCAACCGCCGAGAAAUCUCAUGUGCAAGUGCCCGCACAAGAUGAAUUUGAUGAUAUAGACAAGAUCACAUUGCUUAGUCUCGAGUUCACUUGGAGUGCCGAGGAUGAUCCUAUUAGGAAGGUUAUACUAGAGGAAAUGAAGAAGAUCAAGAGUGGAAAAGAGCUAGUGGAAGAAGUAAGGAAGAUUGAGAAGAACAUCAACGCCGGCAACACUAUUUCUUCACAGCUUGAGCUGAGUGUUUCUGGGAUUCCCCUUGAUACAUGUGAGGUUCCAACACCUUCAUAUCCAGCCAAGGAAGAUAGCUAGUGCCUUGAGGAAGAGAUAUCUCAGAUUGAAGAAGAUGAACUAGAAGACAAGGAACAAGAUGACCAAGAGCUUGAAUGCCCAAGUGAUCAAGACGAAGAUCCGUUGCCUCUCACUCCUGGAGAAGUAAAAGAAGCUCCUAUAGUUGAAGAUGAAGAACCAGAAAUUCAUUUUCCCAUCAUCAUACAAGAGCGUGAUAUAGCAGGUUUAUCUAAUCCUGUCGAUGACAUGGGUCCAUAUGAAUUGUUUGCUACUACCUUGCAUUGCAUGAUGUUAUUUGUUAAAGUAGAUUUGAAGAAGUGUUUGCUUGGAUAUGAUGAUACAUAUACUAUUGGUGGCAUUGGUCAUAUUAAUGAUGAUCACACUUAUUUUCCUCAUGCCAAACCUAUGCUUAAUGAUAAAUAUCAUCCUCAUGUUAGUAUUGAGCUUGCUGAUUCCUAUCAUACUCGUCAUGUUCUUUAUAGCUAUGCUUAUGUAAUUGGGUUCUCUAUUGAUGAUUUAGAGGGCAUUACCCCUUUCACUUGUAUGGUCUCUUUUGUCGAGUGCUCUUUCAGGUUUUUGCUACUGCACCAUUCACUACAUGCUGACCAGGUUCGAGGUGACAUUCCUUGGGACCCCGGUGGAUCCUGAGCACGGAGAUGAGGAGAAGCAAUGGUCACACACGUGAGGAAGGGAGAAGCAAUGGGCACAUACAAGGAAGAGAAAAGCUGGAGCGUGCACGAGGAUAGAGAGCAUGAGGAUAGAGAAGCAAAUGGAGAGGAGUCACGAUGCAAGAGGAUGUGAUAUGAUCGAGCAAGUUCUACUUCAUAAAGCCUGAAAAGUGCGAGAAGGCACUAUAAACUUCAAGAUCUUGACUAAGUGGCUAAGAGAACGAAGAAGAGGAGGAAGAAUGGAUUUGUGUGAGAAGAAACGAACUAACCAGGGGGGCAACUUGAGAAGAGAGGGAUGUUCUUGCGAAGGAAGAAGGAAGCAGGAGGGCCAUUGUGCAAAUGGAAGAUCAGAUCGAGGGGUCAAAAUCCCUAGCCAUCUCCUUCGAUCCGCUCCGGGCCUGGCAUCUCCAUCUCUCUCCCCCUCACCACAUCUUCUUCACCUCCGGCCGCCGCCACGGCCAGGGUGGCAUGGUGGUGCGCCUCUGCGCCAUCCAUCACCUGCACCACCGCACCCCAGCGCGCCACCAACACCUCCACCAUCACCCUGCGCCUCCAUUCAUCACCAUCCACAGCGCCGCCUCAUCACCUCGCGGCGCCGCCCAUGCAUCUCCCUGCCGCUCCUCCACCUUUUUUCUUAUCCUAACCCUACUGCUACCCUUCUACUUCUUCUUCCCGCAUCCCCGCUGCUCUUCUUGUUAUGCCCCUGCUGCUCCUCCUUCUCCUCUCUCCAAGCCCCGCUGCUGCUCCCUUCGCGUACCUUGCUGCUCCCUGCCUCUUCUCUGAACCUUUUGCUGCUGCUCCUUCCCCCACGAACCUGCUGCUGCUCCUUUCUCAAUGCUCCUGCUGCUUCUUCUCUCCCACACCUCUUGCUUUUGCUCUUCUCUGAACCAAAACUGUUGUUUCUUUCUCUUACCCCGCUGUUGUUCUCUCCCUCUACUAAUCUUGAUGCAGAUUGUCUCCAACUUGCCUCCCAGCUGAUCUUCUCCAUCACCUACACCAUCUACAACUACAAGCCUAAAGAUUGACCGGGAAUUAAUCUCUGAAUCUCUCUCUUCUCUUGCUACUCUACUCUGAAUUUUUGUACUGUUCUACUAAGUUGUUUGUUCAGUUUCAAAUCUGUCAUAUGUGAAUUGUUCUGGGGCAUGUGACUCCCUGUUCUUGUAUGAGUUAAUUAGUUAAAUUGGUCACUUGAGUACUACACUUGUUGCGUAGUCGAGUUGGUUCAAUUUUAGUUACUGUGUUGCUCAAGUACCUGUGAUAUAUGAAUAUGUGCGUUUGAGUGCGAUGUGAAACAAUUGUAUUAUGUCCAUAAUCUUGUUUCUUCCCUGUGUGUUGUACGUACUAGUUAUAUAUACGUAUGUGUGUUCUAGUCUUGUUAAUUCUCUUUGUUCAGAAUGUCUGCCUAUGUAGUUUCUAAUUUCUCAAGCUUAAGAAAAUACCAAAAAGACGACUAGUAAAAUCUGAAUUUCUCCUUGUUGUUUACGCUUUCUUUGUCCUCAACCCUGUCUAGUUUAGGUUAUUAUUUUCUUGCAAUCCUCUCUCAAAAUUCUGUCACUUAGCUUUAGCUGAGCAUCGUUGUCGUUGCCUAGUCCCUGAGGAGAACACGACAUCCCCAUUUUGGGCAUGAAAAACCUACUAUACUUACCAUCGAUCAUUUUGGCGCCGUUGCCGGGGACUAGCUUCGAGCGAUUGUGUUAGGCUAUAGACUAGGUUUUUCUUAUUUUUCUAGUUUGUGCCAUAUAUUUGUGAUAUAUCUAUAACCACUAACCCCUGUUCUAGCUAGUAUCUCUUUGUUUUCUUUUCCUUUUGCAGGUUAGAGCUAUCUACUCGGUUAUGGCAUAUUAUUCAGAUUGUCUAGGAGAUGCAAGGAACACUACAAACAGCACAGAAACUAUUAAAGAACUGAUAAGUAAGAUUUCCCAUCGAUUAGAUGAUUUAGCUCGGCAGCGAGAAGUAGUUUUUGAGGAUAGGCCUAGCUCUUAUGAUCCUUAUUCUAGAGGACAUCUUUAUGUUGCUCCUACAUGCCAUAUUUGUGGAUUUCAGGGCCAUUCACCCGCUGAAUGUCAGCGUGGUUACUCUCACUCUCCCAAUUGUUAUGGCAUGAGCUUCGCCCCACAGCCUAGCUCAUACCAAAACAAUUACUCAUAUGGGUGGCCUGAGAACCAGAAUAUGUCAUAUAGGAGCAACAACCCUGAGAUCUCACUGUUUGCUUCUAGUAAUCAUAUGCAGGGAUUUAGGUACAAUGAGGAGAGCCACAACUAUGCUCCACGACAGAUUUAUUCAACUCCUACUCAUAUACCUCAACACCAGGAGAUGUUGCCAAUGGAGUUAAAUGGUCCUCCAUUUGGUCAACCAACAACUCCAGCAACCGUCGAGCAAUCUCAUGUGCAAGUGCCCACACAAGAUGAAUUUGAUGAUAUAGACAAGAUCACAUUGCUUAGUCUCGAGUUCACUUGGAUUGACGAGGAUGAUCCUAUUAGGAAUGUUAUACUAGAGGGAAUGAAGAAGAUCAAGAGUGGAAAAGAGCCAGUGGAAGAAGUAAGGAAGAUUGAGAAGAACAUCAAGGCCGGCAGCACUAUUUCUUCACAGCUUGAGCUGAGUGUUUCUGGGAUUCCCCUUGAUACAUGUGAGGUUCCAACACCUUCAUAUCCAUCCAAGGAAGAUAGCAAGUGCCUUGAGGAAGAGAUAUUUCAGAUUGAAGAAGAUGAACUAGAAGACAAGGAACAAGAUGACCAAGAGCUUGAAUGCCCAAGUGAUCAAGACGAAGAUCCGUUGCCUCUCACUCCUGGAGAAGUAAAAGAAGCUCCUAUAGUUGAAGAUGAAGAACCAGAAAAUCAUUUGCCCAUCAUCAUACAAGAGCGUGAUAUAGCAGGUUUUUGCUACUACACCGUUCACUACAUGCUGACCAGGUUCGAGGUGACAUUCCUUGGGACCCCGGUGGAUCCUGAGCACGGAGAUGAGGAGAAGCAAUGGUCACACACGUGA
This is a messenger RNA of Triticum aestivum (bread wheat), 5701 nucleotides long. RefSeq lists its product as uncharacterized. Lineage: Eukaryota; Viridiplantae; Streptophyta; Magnoliopsida; Poales; Poaceae. The transcript has 3 exons. The coding region runs from base 4550 to 5701 and encodes 383 amino acids. The record is from RefSeq and is a predicted model, not a curated record.